AUGUUGCUGCUUUGUCUCUCAGAAGCUUCAAAGGAAGCGCGAGUGGAGAACAACAAGCUGCCUGCAUAUUCUUCGUUGGGCUUGAGUGGCUCUGCUCCAAACUUGACAACACUAACUGGACACCUGGACCCGAGCCGAUCGACUGGGGAUGGCUCUACCAGCGUAUCUCCUGUUUCUGGCGUUGUCCCCGGCGUUCAAUACCCCUUCCCCACGUUCUUAUCGUCCACAGCAGGGCCCCCCAUUUGCUACCCGAACAGUACACAGCACCCCGGGAUGAACUACAUGGCCGUAGCCAACAUGCAGGGCAAUGUCCCUAUGGUGCCGCAGUUUGACGUCAAUGCCUCCCAAGUGCCCAUGGUGCCACAAGUAGCGGUUCCCAUGAACCCUUCCACAUUCAACCCUGUCAACAGGUCACAAGAUAUGGCAAACGCCAUGAUGCACAUUCAAAACUUCCAGUCCCUUCUGCAAGAACUCCAGCCUGGAAGCCGAAGGGCCAGAAACGAUAGCCGCAAGUCGAAGACUAAUAUGGGCACGGGUAGGCAUUUGACUUUCGAAGACUUAAAGCGGCACAUGAACGUGGGCCUCAAGGAGGCAGCUGCACAGCUUGGGAUCUGUCCAACGACCCUGAAGCGUGCAUGCCGACGUAAUGGCAUCACCCGGUGGCCCUGCAGACAACUUGCAAAGCUGAACAAAACAAUGAGUGACCUGGGCCACAGGGGACCGCCGCCUGACAACGUACUGGCGUCAGCGUUCAGGGGCCAGCUGAAGACGAGCAGCCUAACUCGGGAGCUGAGCUCCGCUGAGCUGAGUGCUACGGGUGAGAAGGAUGCGGCCACUACACAAGGUGUGGACAUACAACAACAAGCACACAGAGAGAUUCCUGGAGGCCCUAGUUCUGCACCUGCUUGCUUGGAUCUUCUGGCAGAGUCAGAGGGCCAGCUGCUGGGCUCCAGCUCCUCCCAUGGAUUCCUCUCAACUGUGCUUGGAGAACAGGACUACGAGUGGGCAACAACCGGAGAUGAUGGCGAUGAUUACCUUAGGGCUGAAGACGACAACGAGGCGGGGCCCAGCAAUGCCAGUGGGCAGUCUGGUGGCGCUCUGGCUAGCAGCUCCACCCAUGAAACCAAGGUCCCUGUGCCCCUUCAGGCAACAUCUUCAGCAGCCACAGGUGGCGUUGCCAGCACAGCGGGUGCAUCGGAGCAGCAUGGCGUUGUGCAGCAUGGAUCGGCCUCUUUCGGGUCUGUGGACGUGACUGGCAGCGAUGCCCAGCAGCCAUCGAAUAUGCCUGAAGGUGGGCUGUCUCUGGCGGAUUUCCUUCGAGAGAGCUUUGAUGUCAACGAACUGGAUCGGCUAGACAUUGAUUCAGACAUGCCUGACCUUGGAGAAAUGGGUCAGGCAUCUUAA
Messenger RNA from Ostreobium quekettii, 1404 nucleotides. NCBI's taxonomy places the organism in Eukaryota, Viridiplantae, Chlorophyta, Ulvophyceae, Bryopsidales, Ostreobiaceae. The record is from the annotation of a GenBank genome assembly.